Dermatophagoides pteronyssinus (European house dust mite) is the source of this 468-nucleotide messenger RNA. It is a transcript of the gene RpL37a, whose product is annotated as ribosomal protein L37a. Gene Ontology annotation, molecular function: RNA binding; structural constituent of ribosome. NCBI's taxonomy places the organism in Eukaryota, Metazoa, Arthropoda, Arachnida, Sarcoptiformes, Pyroglyphidae. The record is from RefSeq and is a predicted model, not a curated record. Gene Ontology annotation, cellular component: ribosome; cytosolic large ribosomal subunit. Gene Ontology annotation, biological process: translation.
UUCGAAUAUAUUUUUCAAACACUGCUGUGCACGUUGUAUACUGAAAAAUCUUUCCUUUUCCCUUUGUUUGUUUGAGUGGUUACAGUACACACACGUUUCGUGAAAAUGACCAAAGGUACAUCAUCAUUCGGUAAACGACACAAUAAAACACAUACAUUGUGUCGUCGUUGUGGUCGUAGUUCAUACCAUAUACAAAAGAAAAAAUGUUCUUCAUGUGGCUAUCCAAAUGCCAAAAUCCGUAAAUACAAUUGGAGCGUUAAAGCUAAACGCAGGAAGACUACUGGUACUGGACGUAUGCGUUAUUUGAAAAUUGUUCAUCGUGUUUAUAGACGUGGUUUCAAAGGCCUACCAGUAGCCAAAGGAUUAAAAGGUGGUAAAUCGGGUGAAAAAUCCUCUACCGCAACAGUAUCGCAGUAGACAAUGAACAACAACAACAAUGAUAAAUGAAUGUAUUUUGUAAGAAAAAAA